AUGGAAAUUGCAGCAGCACGAGGUGGUGAGGGACAUCACUUCGGCCCGCGGAUGCAAGGCGUUCGACCUCUAGAGCUCGUGGGCUAUCUCGUCACACCCACCACAGUAUCAUCGCUGGCUAACUUGUUCACAAUGGUAGAGAAGCUAUCGCUCGGGGAGGCCCUUUCACCCAAGGAUGAGAACAUCGUAACUCUCAUCCAUUCGUUCUCAAUCCUCAAGACACUCCUUGUCGGAGACAUUAUGGUGGCUCCAUCAUUCGAUGCCUCCGCGAGCGUGAGGAACCCCCCUGCACGCCGAUUCUUCUCCAAGCUGAUGAGCCCAAGACAGAACAAGAUAAUUCCCCCACUACUCAAGACGGAAUCUUCUGAAGCAGCGGUGCAUUCUGACCCAGACCUCUAUAACGGAAUGCUCAAUGGCUGGCUGGGACACUCUGCAUUAGGACGCAUCUCGCCUCUUAAGUCUAUUCUCGAGACUCUGGAUGACCGGCGCACUGCGUUCGCCUCCGCAUGGUUGUAUUCGACGCAAAAGGAACAUACGACUUCAAGUCAAAUCCAGUUUGACAUUGGGUUAAAACCAAGAGCACUUGAUGCUGUGCUUGCUCGUCGAGAACUCCGAAAACUAGAGCAAGAGGCCUGA
Molecule: messenger RNA, 636 nt
Organism: Fibroporia radiculosa
Lineage: Eukaryota; Fungi; Basidiomycota; Agaricomycetes; Polyporales; Fibroporiaceae
Exons: 3
Coding region: 1-636 (211 amino acids)
Source: RefSeq, a predicted model, not a curated record